Molecule: messenger RNA, 282 nt
Organism: Dibothriocephalus latus
Lineage: Eukaryota; Metazoa; Platyhelminthes; Cestoda; Diphyllobothriidea; Diphyllobothriidae
Source: the annotation of a GenBank genome assembly
AUGCCACGAACAGUCUUCUCCAUCAACACAACUGUAAGACUGAGUGCGCAGAUGCUGAAUGCCAUUGAGUACGUGCAUGAGGCCGGCUUCCUGCACAGGGACAUUAAGCCCUCCAACUUUGCCAUGGGCCUAAUCGCCUGUGUAAUCGUCGUCGUCUCUGCUGUCAUCAGUGGCAGUCCGCAUGUCGUUCGCUUCGUCAGCCGUAAGACUCACAAGCUUCCGGGCUCUGCACACUUUGGCUUUCGUGCCGCUGACUCAGUCCAAUCGGGGUCAAUGGACUAA